AUGGGUAAACCUAACCAAGCUCAGUUAAAGUGGACGGACGAUUUGGACCUGGCGUUGCUACGCGAGGUUGUUCGUGUGGAGCCUUACGACGGCGAGCACGCUGCCAGUCUCUCGUUGUACUCGAACCAAGGCAUCCCCCGCCGCUCUGCCCGCGACCACUACGACGGACUGGUACAAGGGUUCAAGGCAACGGACAAAUCCCAGCGACAGUGGGGUACGGGCAGCGACGAAGACGUGCCGGAGAAAGUUCAACUUCUUCAAGAUCUGGUGGACCAACGUGACGCGACCGACACUCUCAAGACCGCUGUGAAGUCCAAGGACAAGAAGGGCAAGGAGUCAUUGGAAUCUACGGGGUCGUAA
Messenger RNA from Aphanomyces astaci, 360 nucleotides. RefSeq lists its product as hypothetical. The transcript has 2 exons. The record is from RefSeq and is a predicted model, not a curated record. Bases 1 to 360 code for a protein of 119 amino acids. NCBI's taxonomy places the organism in Eukaryota, Oomycota, Saprolegniomycetes, Saprolegniales, Verrucalvaceae.